Paralichthys olivaceus (Japanese flounder) is the source of this 474-nucleotide messenger RNA. The record is from RefSeq and is a predicted model, not a curated record. NCBI's taxonomy places the organism in Eukaryota, Metazoa, Chordata, Actinopteri, Pleuronectiformes, Paralichthyidae.
UCUCAGAUAUGCCGCUCCACGUCCGGCGCAGCAGCGACCCCGCCCUGCUGACCAUCAACGGGCCGUUCACCAGCAGUGAGGUACGGGUCCAAACGGAAGAUCCACCAUCGAGGAAGAACCCGACCCGCUGGUCCACCACCGCUGGCUUCUUGAAAGCUCGACACACGUCCGGCACCAACAGCCUGGAGAGGAAGGGUAAAGGCAUGGACACGUAUCGCAGUCUGCCGCGGGACGCAGGGACGUGGGCCAAUCAGAGAGAAUUCCAGAGGGAGACGGCCCGGUCGUCGCUCAGUGCCAAUCACCCCAUGGUGGACCGCUGGUUAGAGAGACAAGAACAGGUAGAGAACUCACCAACACAUUAAUGGUGAAUUUGAAAUUGGAUGAAUUCACGCACAGAAGGAAGUCCAGCUUAUGUGACUGAACGUGAAUAUCAUUGAGACAACAUAAAAAGCUCUACGUGUAUGUGUAUAUAUA